This is a messenger RNA of Ceratitis capitata (Mediterranean fruit fly), 906 nucleotides long. RefSeq lists its product as hypothetical. Bases 85 to 780 code for a protein of 231 amino acids. Lineage: Eukaryota; Metazoa; Arthropoda; Insecta; Diptera; Tephritidae. The record is from RefSeq and is a predicted model, not a curated record. The transcript is spliced from 2 exons.
AUUGAAAAGUGCAGCUGCAGUUCACACAGUACAAUUUGAGAUUCACAAGCAAACAGUAACAUCGUGAAAAAAAUUAAAAAAAAAAUGGCAAAAACUUUGAUCAUUUUAAUAGUUAGCACAUUUUUGCUGCUGCAAGUGCAAGCAUUACCACGUAUGCGACGCGACACCGGCGAAGUGGUGGUGCAGGAGAAGGCAGCGAAUGUACGCACACAUCACACCUCGGAAAAAUUGAAAUUUCGCCCACGUCAAGUACUGAUGACAACCACCCUCGCCGACUUGGUUGGUUUGGCUAAAUACGUCACUGAGCAUGGCCGCCCGUUGUUUAAUAAAACACUCGCACAAUUAGAAGCGGUGCCUGAUAAGUGUGCCGGUUUGAGAGCGAACAUAACACGCAUUUCUGAAUAUCUCAAAGCUAACGAUGAUAAGUCGGGUUCAAAUGGUGAAGCAGACAUUUUGUCUCUUUUCGAAUCGAUGAUUACGCUUACCGACAUCUUACAAGAUGCCAACGAAAUGCCACCAGAAUUGGAGCAAACGAAAACAGUGCAACAAGCAUUCAUCGAUAACGGUUCAGAUAAGUUUGAGAAAGAUUUAAUGGAGGAAUUGAAAGUGGUAUCAGGGAAGUUUGAAAGAGCUAUCGCUCAUUAUUUGUCCAUCUUGACGGAGGAGCAGAAGGCCGAGGAGACGAAGCUAAUCAAUUGGUAUAACAAUUUUACGAGUGAAAAGGAUGAUGAAAAGAAAGCGGAAUAUUACUCUAACUUUUUCGAUACAUUCAAUCCAUGAACACUUACAUAUACAUUUAGAUAAGCUUAUCUCUUUAAAGUAAAUAUUUUUUGGUAGACUAAAAAAUAUAACACUUUUUGUUUGUAAAUAAAUUCAUAACAUCUCAAUACAUUAUACUAAAAAGUA